This is a messenger RNA of Tympanuchus pallidicinctus (lesser prairie-chicken), 4856 nucleotides long. It is a transcript of the gene OPRK1, whose product is annotated as opioid receptor kappa 1. Gene Ontology annotation, molecular function: dynorphin receptor activity; neuropeptide binding. Gene Ontology annotation, cellular component: neuron projection; membrane. Gene Ontology annotation, biological process: G protein-coupled opioid receptor signaling pathway; neuropeptide signaling pathway; sensory perception of pain. Bases 1181 to 2416 code for a protein of 411 amino acids. Lineage: Eukaryota; Metazoa; Chordata; Aves; Galliformes; Phasianidae. The transcript has 5 exons. The record is from RefSeq and is a predicted model, not a curated record.
AAGAAAAAAAUGUUUUAAAAAUGGAAACCUCAGCCUAUCAGAAGAACUUGGAGUAAAGUUUCAUAAGGAUGAAGGAAACUCACAACCCUUUCCUGACCAUCUGAGCUUCAGAAAAUGUCCAGAGAGGCAUGACACCCUGCAGGUGCUUGCGGAGACCUGCUGUCCUGCACAGCCUGCCUGGCCUAUUCUCUGCUCCUUCCAAAGGAGACGCCACUUACUCAGGGAACUCUGGUUGGGAUUUGGGAUUUCAAACAAAGAUUAGUGUGUUUUCAGCCCCACAGGAUGGAGUGUUUAAGGGAUUAAGCCUGAGGAAUUUGAUUUCUGCACACUCCUCCUCUCCAUCCCUGACCACAGCAGGAUAUACUUGGCUUCUCACAGUGUGGCACAGUUGAAUGAAAAAUAGACAGCAAUCAGGCUGUUCCCAGAUGUUCCUGCCUCUCUGUGCUGUGGGAUCCAGUUUCUGGCAUUCCUCCAGGUUGCAGGCAUAAAGGAAGAGGAGCACAGCUACCCAGUGAGAAGCAUUUGGGAUCCACAGUUGUGAAGCUGAGGCAGGAAAAGUCUGACAGGUCAGGAAAGAAAUCUAAACUGAAAAAUUCUGUUUUAUUCAGCAUCUACCAGCCUGUAAAUGCAUGCAGAAUUCAGAAAGGCAAAGGGGAUCUUUGCUUAAGGCCUGGGAGUGUGAGGGCAAUGAGAAAAGUUGAUUUGGAAAAGUGUACAAAACCAAGCACCCACUCACAGCAGAAGUUAUUUCUUUUAUUUUGUCUGCCUCUGAGCGCAGAGGCAGAAGUCAUGUGAGCUUCUGAGCUGCAGGGACAGAGGCAGAGGAGAACGCGUGCAUCAGAGCAGCGUGCUGCUGGAGCCCUGACGGAGAGAGGGAAGCAGAGAGAGCCUGGGAGGGAAAAGGUAAAGUGGUAGGAGCUGGAACAGCAGCAGCUGCUGCUACUAUGCCAUAGCUCAUGCUCAGGAGUCAGCUCUGCUGCUAGCAUGCAUCUCUGAGGGCUCAGGUGCCUCGGGUUCAAAAGUCCUAGAAGAUCUGUGAUACUCCCAGGAGCCAAGUGGAUGCUUUUUUUUCCCUGUUAAUAUCUGCCUGAGGACUCUGCUCCUUCUCCUGGAUUGAGAGCAUUCUUUCUCCUGCAGCCUCCUCCCAGUCUCUCUCUUGUCUGUGGGAGCCGUGGUCUCUAUGGAUGCCCCUGUACAGAUUUUCCGGGAGGAGCUGGACUCCACCUGCAUGCCGGGGCCCUGUCGCCCUCCCAGCACCAGCAGCAGCUGGCCCCUGGGCUGGGCAGACUAUGACAGCAAUGCCACUGGGACCUUUGGGGACACCCAGCACAACUACACCAGCAUCUCCCCCUCCAUUCCCAUCAUCAUCACCGCUGUCUACUCGGUGGUCUUCGUUGUUGGCUUGGUGGGAAACUCUCUGGUGAUGUUUGUCAUCAUAAGUACAGUGCUGAUUUGCCAGUCCAAGCAAUGGAAGAAAAUUCAAACUUAUCCAGAACCCUGCAAGUCAGCAUGGAUGGAUCAUAUUGAUUUAUAUACAAAGAUGAAGACAGCAACCAACAUCUACAUUUUCAAUCUGGCUAUGGCAGAUGCACUAGUUACCACGACUAUGCCUUUCCAAAGCACAGAGUACCUGAUGAACUCUUGGCCAUUUGGGGAUGUGCUGUGUAAAAUAGUUAUUUCGAUCGACUAUUAUAACAUGUUUACCAGCAUAUUCACACUGACCAUGAUGAGCGUUGAUCGAUACAUUGCUGUAUGUCACCCUGUGAAGGCUCUGGACUUCCGUACUCCUCUCAAGGCAAAGAUAAUCAACAUCUGUAUCUGGCUGUUGUCCUCAUCUGUUGGCAUAUCUGCCAUAGUUCUCGGAGGUACCAAAGUCAGGGAAGAUACUGCUAGCACUGAAUGCUCCUUGCAGUUCCCAGACAGAGACUAUGUGUGGUGGGACAUCUUCAUGAAAAUCUGUGUCUUUGUCUUUGCAUUUGUUAUUCCAGUGCUCAUUAUAAUUGUUUGCUAUACUCUGAUGAUCCUGCGCCUUAAAAGCGUACGACUUCUCUCAGGGUCUCGAGAAAAAGAUCGAAACCUGCGCCGCAUCACCAGGUUGGUUCUUGUGGUUGUGGCAGUUUUUAUUAUCUGUUGGACUCCUAUUCACAUUUUUGUGCUGGUUGAAGCAUUGGGGGAUGUGUCCCACAGUACUGCUGCUGUAUCCAGCUAUUAUUUCUGUAUUGCUUUGGGGUACACCAACAGCAGCCUCAAUCCUAUCCUUUAUGCCUUUUUGGAUGAAAACUUCAAGAGAUGUUUCAAAGACUUCUGCUUCCCCUUUAAGAUGAGGAUGGACAGGCAGAGUACCAGCAGAGUUCGAAACACCGUGCAAGACCCAGCUUAUAGGAGGGAAGCAGAUGGGACAAACAAACCUGUAUGACUAGUCGUGGAAAUGUCGUCUUACUGUCCGCAAGAGAGAGAAGAGUCCAAUGAUCUUGGACUGACGCAGGUUACCACUGCAGUUUGAACUAGACUCACACAGACAUUUCUGGAACAUUUAAGAAGUCCUAGUGGGUUGAACCAAGCCAAUUACUAACACACAAAGACAUUCGGAAAAUAAGUUCAAGUGUAGAGGACCUGAUUAGUGGUCAGAUUUUGGCACCAUAAUUACGGUAGUUGACCAGGUGCUACUACACAUUUCUUGGGAAAGAGGAGAAACUUAUUAUUGUGUUAGGUAAAGAAAGUUCUGGGUUUUCUCUUUACACUGUAAGAUUAUCUUAACUGACAUUAAAUUAUAACAGUAAGUUAUGCCAAAAGCAUAGAUUUACUCAAAUAUUGAUUGCUUCUGAAGUAUACAGGUUGACAACAUGAUUUGUCAUAUUCUUUUAAAGUGAAAAGUGUUAUUUAUAUUUCAGCAGAACACUACCGCAUUCCCCUCAACUAAUGUAUUUGUAACAUUUGUCUGUUCUGUGAAAAUGCAGCUUUAGCAUGAACUGCCUACGUAUCAAAAUGACUUUAUUAUGUCUGUGUAUGGUAAAGCAUUGCAGUGUUUAAAAAUACUGGGACUUAAGGAAAAUUGUUAGUAUAUCUUUUGCACGUGAUUAAUCACCUGUAUGUAAUGUUUUCUGUGCGGUUUUCCAAGAUGUUUGUAUACAUCUGGAUAAUAUAAUAUUCAUUUUCAGAGUGUAUUUUCAUCAAGAGACUAGAAAGCUUCACAUUCAUAACUUGUUAAAAGUCUGAUGGAAAACUGUGCCACAUUCUUUAUAUGGGAAUAAAUAGUUCAAUUUCAUUUUCAGUAAAUGGAACAUACAUAAAAAUAGAGCUGUUCUCAUUUUCCUGAAGAAAUUAGCAGAUUCAAAAUAAAUAUUCAAACAGCUGUUGAUAGAAACUAGUGAAUUAGUAAAUAGAUUAACUAGACUGAUACAAAGGAGAUGAAGACUAAAUAUAUUGUCUGGUUUCUUAUAGAGUAAUAGAAUCAUUUGAGUUUGAAAGCUCCCUUACAGGUCAUCUAGUCCAACUCCCCUGCAGUGAACGGGAGCAUCUACAGCAAGAACAGGUUGCUCAAAGCCCUGUCCAGCCUGACCUUGAGUGUCUCCAGACAUGGGUGCAUUCACAUCUCUGGGGCAACCUGUUCCAGUGCCUCACUAUUCUUACUGUGACAAACUUCUUUUUAGAUAGCCAAUCUAAAUCUCCCUCUAUUAGUUUGAAACCAUUUCUCCUCAUCUUGUCCUAUCACAACAGACCCUGCUAAAGAGUCAGUCCCAUUCCUUCUUACAGCUCCCCUUUAGAUACUGAAAGGCCACUACCAGGUCUCCUCAGAGCCUUGUCUUCUCCAGGUUGAACAGCCCCAGCUCUCUCAGUCUGUCCUCAUAGGAGAGGUGUUCCAUCCCUUGGGUCAUUUGUGUGGCCCUCUUCUGGAUGCACUCCAACAGGUCAAUGCCUUUCCUGUACUGAGGACUCUACAUCUGGAUGCAGCAUUCCAAGUGAGGUCUCAUGAGCACAGAUCAGAGGGGCAGAAACACCUCCCUCACCCUGUUGGCCAUGCUUCUUUUGAUGCAGACCAUGCUUCUUUUGAUGGUUCUCUUUUUUUAAAUUUUUUGAUAAUUACAUAUUUUCUUUGAUGCAGUCCUAUGAAGCAUUUGUUUUCCUAUGAAGAUGGAGAAACUAAAGCACAACAACACUAAUUAUCAACCUGCUGAGGAUAAUCUGAGGUAAAACUGAACCUAAACUUCAACUUGUAGUUUUUCAUCUUGGCCACCAGAUAUCUUUCUGGUACCUUUAGUCCUUAUGCAAAAUCAUGUUCGGUGUGGGUAUCCUCACUGCAUAGCAAAUUUUCUGAGAAACACAGACUGAUUUGGUCCUACUGGAGCAACCAACAAAAAAUCCUUUAUGCACACAGGUAUAAAUAAUGAAAUUUGUUCUUGUAGCUGACAGUAUAGUGGAAAUUUAAUCCUCUGGAUAACUUCAUCAUCUUUUACUAUUAAUUCAGUCACAUAUGUAACAUAUUUUUGUUAUCAAGCAGAUAAGUGUAGUGCUUCUACAUUGUCAGACCAGUGCUGAACAAUCACUGGCGUCUACUCCCAUGCUUUUGCUCUGGGAAGCAGAGGCUUGAAAUUCUGGCUCUGGAGUUUAAGUACUUGGGAACUAACUGCACUCAUGCAAUUAUCUUUGUUAACAAAAAUAGUGAAGAUAAUUAUUUUUUGACAAGUCUAGCACUUCCUGACAGUGUAUGCAUAAUAAGUGAAUAGCUGACCUCAGGAUACUUGAUUUGCCCAAGGAAAUGAAUGAUGCUCAGAAAUCUGAUUGUAUAACUCUAUCUUCCUACUCUAUCUCCAUCUUUUUUUUUUUUUUUUUAAUUUAAUUUAAUUUUUUUGUAUUUU